Vicia faba (fava bean) is the source of this 528-nucleotide messenger RNA. Lineage: Eukaryota; Viridiplantae; Streptophyta; Magnoliopsida; Fabales; Fabaceae. The record is from the annotation of a GenBank genome assembly.
AUGGACGGUGACCGAAAAAUGGCCGUUCCUCAUGUUGAUGGGUCUGUUGAUGGUGCUCAGAAACUUAAAGCAGCAUUGCAUGGGAGGACUACUGGUCCUACAAGGCGUUCUACAAAAGGGCAAUGGACUUCUGAGGAGGACGAGACAUUGCGGAAGGCUGUUCAACGUUUCCAAGGAAAAAAUUGGAAAAAAAUAGCGGAGUGUUUCAAGGAUAGAACUGAUGUACAAUGCUUACAUAGGUGGCAGAAAGUGUUGAAUCCUGAACUUGUUAAAGGGCCAUGGUCUAAAGAGGAAGAUGAAGUGAUGAUUGAAUUGGUGAACAAAAUUGGGCCUAAAAAGUGGUCAACUAUCGCACAACAUUUACCUGGGCGUAUCGGGAAGCAAUGUCGAGAAAGGUGGCAUAAUCAUCUUAAUCCUGCUAUAAACAAAGAAGCAUGGACACAGGAAGAGGAGUUGGCUCUAAUACGUGCUCAUGAAAUUUAUGGGAAUAAAUGGGCAGAAUUAACGAAGUUUUUGCCUGGAAGGUAA